Fonsecaea erecta is the source of this 1143-nucleotide messenger RNA. RefSeq lists its product as hypothetical. Gene Ontology annotation, biological process: meiotic mismatch repair; UV-damage excision repair; mitotic recombination. Gene Ontology annotation, cellular component: nucleus; ERCC4-ERCC1 complex; nucleotide-excision repair factor 1 complex. The record is from RefSeq and is a predicted model, not a curated record. The transcript has a single exon. Bases 1 to 1143 code for a protein of 380 amino acids. NCBI's taxonomy places the organism in Eukaryota, Fungi, Ascomycota, Eurotiomycetes, Chaetothyriales, Herpotrichiellaceae. Gene Ontology annotation, molecular function: single-stranded DNA binding; damaged DNA binding.
AUGGCUGAAGAAUUCGACAACGUCGACUUCCUAUCACAGGAAGCAGCAGUUCAGCGGUCAUCUGCUCCGCAGCGGACAGCAAGUCCUGCUACAACAAACACACCCACAAAGGUGGUCCAGCCAAAGCCACAAGCACUGCCUGGGAGACAGGGUCCGUCGGCAAUCCUAGUAUCAACUCGACAAAAGGGCAAUCCUAUUUUGAAACACGUUACGCAGCUGCCGUGGGAAUACUCUGACAUACCAUGCGACUACGUGGUCGGCGCCACGACAUGCGCAUUGUUCCUAUCUCUCAAGUACCAUCGCUUACACCCAGAGUACAUCUAUAGUCGCAUUCGCCAGCUAGGGAAGCUUUACAACCUCCGAAUUUUGUUGACCAUGGUGGACAUCACGAAUCACGAGGAGGCUCUGAAAGAGCUCUCCAAGACUUCGAUGAUCAAUAACUUGACGUUGAUUCUGUGCUGGUCCUCCCAAGAGGCGGGCCGCUAUCUAGAACUCUUCAAAUCCUAUGAGCACGCCUCAUCUGCAUCGAUUCGGGCCCAUCAAGCAGAAACUUACCAGGAGAGUCUCACUGAGUUCGUCACGACGCCACGGAACAUCAACAAGACCGAUGCUGCUAGUCUGAUCAUGAAUUUUGGCUCUCUUCGAGCGGCUGUGAAUGCGGAACCAGAAGAACUGGCUCUAGUACCAGGAUGGGGCGAGAAGAAGGUCAAGGCUUGGUACACUACUGUCCGGGAACCGUUCCGUGUGAGAAGAGCCGCCAAAUCUAAUGCAGUACUACUGAGGCAGGAGACGUCUUUGUUUUCUGAAGGAGCAGGCACUCCGGAGUCAAGACCAGGAAGCGGACACACACCGAUCCCUAUUGGUACUGUACCCAGCCUUAGCAGGCAGGGGUCAGCUGCUGUUGCGAUGCAGAAUACAACUGAAGCGGGCCCGUCCCAUAAGCGUCCUCGGCUGGAAGAAGUUACCAUGGACGAUUUGGAUGAGGAGGAAGAAGCUGCACUCCUUGCUCUUGCCGAUGUAGAAGCUGCAAAAGCGGAGGCACAAACGACGCGGCCGGCCGAGCCACAGAGUCGCAAAGAACCAGAGCUGAGCGCAGGUGUUGCGGCGGCACUAGCAAAGCUACGACAGAAUGCCUGUGGCUGA